AUGUUCUUCUGCCAACUCGGCAUUACUGAGCGACUUUCUUGUUUUUUUACGUUCAUUAGGAGAUUCUCCACCUUCAAAAUGAAAGGCUCUCGAAAAGGCGCUAAACUGACCGAUCUUGAGGCUCUUUGCGGCGCAGUUAACUGGCAGCCGAAUGACUGGUUUUCUACAUUGGAAAAUAUACAACACAUGCGUAAAGGUGAAGACGCCCCAGUAGACAAAAUGGGUUGUGAUAUGCUUGCCAACAAACAAGCUGAUCCCAAGACCUAUCGAUUGCAAGUUCUCCUAGGUCUAAUGCUCUCUUCUCAGACAAAAGAUGAGUUAACAUCCAGUACAAUGACUAAAUUGAUUGAAAACAACGUCGCCAAUGUGAAAGCCCUAAAGGACAUUCACGAAUCCGAUUUGGCAGAUAUGCUCCAUCCCGUCUCCUUUUAUCGAACCAAGGCAAAGAACAUUAAGAAGGUGGCUAAGAUUCUUGAUGAAAACUUUAAUGGUGAUAUUCCCCGAUCUGUGAAAGAACUCAUGAGCCUACCGGGUGUGGGACCGAAAAUGGCUCAUUUAGCCAUGAAGGUUGCCUGGGAUGAAAUAACCGGCAUCGGGGUUGACACUCAUGUUCAUCGAAUCGCAAAUCGGCUCCACUGGGUUCCUCAACCCACCAAAAGUCCAGAAGAAACGCGGAUAUACCUGGAAAGCUGGCUUCCUCGCGAUAUUUGGGCAGAUGUUAACAAACUCCUCGUGGGUUUCGGACAGCAGACAUGCCUUCCUGGACGGCCGAAAUGUGAGUCGUGCCGAAAUGCACCAAUCUGUCCCACCGCCCCCAGAUACCUAGCCUCCAAGACGAGUAAAGCAAUCUCAGUUAAAGGUGCUUCAGAUGGUAGUAAGCGUUCAGCCACAUCUCCUAUUGAAAUUAUUGACGAAUCCGAGGACAACAACAAUGGUGACGAUGAAUCCGUAAUGAUUAUGUAUGAAAAAAUAAAACGAAGAAGUAGAUAG
Messenger RNA from Rodentolepis nana, 990 nucleotides. The record is from the annotation of a GenBank genome assembly. NCBI's taxonomy places the organism in Eukaryota, Metazoa, Platyhelminthes, Cestoda, Cyclophyllidea, Hymenolepididae.